This is a messenger RNA of Microthlaspi erraticum, 2031 nucleotides long. Lineage: Eukaryota; Viridiplantae; Streptophyta; Magnoliopsida; Brassicales; Brassicaceae. The record is from the annotation of a GenBank genome assembly.
AUGUCGCGUGUGGUUGCAUUCGAGGAUGCGAUGAGUAUUGAUCAAUUGAAGAGAAACGUUAUCGGAGAAUUCUUUGCCGAUGGGGGCUCUGAGAUAGAUGUGGAAUUAAGCUACUGGCCACCCAACACUACAGAGCUUGCGACCGGCAUUACAACACCGCCUGUGAUUGUAACCAGCGGCGCUUCCAUCUCAUAUUUCUGCAAGCAUUUCCGCGUCAACCACUCAAUGAACUUGUUUGCCAACUUUAGCAAACGAGUCAUCUCUACAUCCUCGCCAGCUGGUCCCGUGUUUUCGGAUGGGUUUAAGACACCAAUGCCCACCACGAAAAGAGCUCGCUUCACGGACGACCUAUGUGGCGAGGGAAUGUUUGGGUCAUCUGUUGGGUCAAGAAAGGUUCCACCAGAGAUAGACGACGACCUAAUGGCCUCGCACAUGGAGAAAGUGGAAAACAUUAUGCGCAGCGGAAGUCACAGGAUGGAAGAUCUAUUCAACUUGAACACAUCGUCGGAGAAGAGUGUUCAAGAAUACUUGGACGAGAUAAACAGCGACAUCAGUGGUAUACAGUACGACUCAGAGGACCUGAACACCGACGACGAGGACAAUGGGCAAGAGUCAUGGGACAACUUUGAUGUCAGACCGCUUGGUAUCGACGAGGAGUUCUGGGAACCGCUUGUUGACGAAGUCCAUGGUGGCUCCGACGCCGCUGAUUUCAUGUGCCCGGAUGUAGAUCCACCGGUCAAUGCCGGUCCUACAGUUUACACAUGUUCAACAAACGAUGCUUUCGACCACACAGUAAUUGCGGGGGGAGACGGCAGCGUCUGGAAGAGUGAAGCCGCCAGCGGGGCUUCGUCUGCUUCUGGUGGUUCUCGCUCAGGAAGCUCGCCAGAUAGAUCUGAGCAAGCAAACACUCCACCUAACACAUUCAACCGUCCAACAAGCAAGCCAAACGUGUACAGCCACAACGGCGGAUUUGCUCAAAGCUCUGGAGGAACAAACACUAACGUUAAUGGACAGCAUGCUAUGGACAGUAGCUGUAGACAACAUACCCCAUGUACGGGUGACCGUGUACGGGCUAAGAGUACGCAUGGGCGUUCUCUCGGGGAGAUAGACGACGAGGAAUUUGAUAUUCCUCUGAUGUUCGACGACCUCCUAUAUGAGUCUGCCGACAUACCGGACCUCGACAUCGACGAGUUGGGUGGUGAAGUUUCUGUUGGGAAAGUGUUCUCCAAUAAGAAAGAUUGCCAAGUAGCUCUUGCAAUUUAUGCCACCAAAAACAUGUUCAAUUUCCGCCAUACCACGACUAAGGCUAACUACUUCGUUCUGAAUUGUACUGAUAGACGCUGCGACUGGAGAGUGUUAGCUAUUCAGGUAAAGAACUGUGGGUACUACGAGAUCAAGAAGGCGAAUUUCGAGCACUCAUGCUGCAUAGAGACUAAAAGUAUGUUUAAGAAGAGAGCUUCUUGCAAUGUUAUUGCAGCGGUAUUCAAGGCCAAAUAUGGGGAUCCUGUGAAAGGUCCACGUGCAGCCGAUUUGCAACAAUUAGUUCUCGAGGAGCUACGAGUGGCGGCCUCGUACAUGAAGUGUUAUAGGGCACGGGAAAAGGCAAUCACUUACGUUAGAGGAACCGAUGAUGAUUCAUAUUUGGGCCUGCCAGAGUACCUAUAUAUGCUUAAGCUCGCUAAUCCUGGGACGGUGACUGAUUUGAUCAUGGAGAAAGAUGCCUUUGGUGUUGAUCGAUUUCUGUACUUGCUUCUUGCAUUUGGGGCAUCGAUUAGAGGAUUUAGGCGCCUCAUGCACGUUAUUGUCGUUGAUGGAACCCAUCUUGGAGGUAAAUUUAUGGGGACUCUUUUAACUGCGAGUGGUCAGGACGCUAACUUCCAGGUGUUUCCGCUUCCCUAUGCUGUCGUCGACAGCGAGAACAUCGACUCGUGGACAUGGUUUUUCCAGAAGCUGGAGAGGAUUUUCGCUGAUAGCACCUCCUUGACCAUCAUCUCUGACAGGUGCCCUUCAAUAAAAGUGGCUAAGACAUGA